UUGAAAACGCCCUCAGCGUCGGUCGUAUCCCGACCAUAGAGCGGUGACUGGGCUAAAUUAUCUUUGCCCGUACAUGUUAUAUAGCCCCGGGAUAUGAGUGUAGAAAUGUCUUUCUGCAACAGUUAACAAACCCAAAACCACUUCCUCGCUGUUGGUCCAAUCUCAAAGAAACCUCGUUUUGCAAUACUUUAUAUCUGAAGUAUAUUUCGGCAGAAAACAUUUCCUCCACCCUCUGUGCUGUGCCUGUUUUGCAAGAGGUACGCUGCGGUGACUUGGCUAAGUAUGAGGAAACUGUCGAGCAUCACGAUUCAGUUCUUUGAGGAUCGUAGUUAGAAGUAGGCGUACUCGGGAGUUGCUUCGGCACUCCCGUCCAAGCAUCAGCGCUUUAAUACCUCAAUAUGGAGAGUUUAAUAGCACGUUAUUGGAUAUUAUUGGCGUUAAUACUCCCUCCCUCAACUAUUUUUGCUGCGAAUAUCUGCACUUCUAGAGGUGUGAGCACUUGUAGAGAUUGUCUCGCCAUUCAUCCCAGCUGCGCUUGGUGUACUCAAGAGGACUUUGGGAAGAGUGGCUCCAGCAUAUCCCGCUGUGACCUGAAGGAGAACCUUGUGGGUGCUGGCUGCGGGGCGGAAUCGAUUGAGUUUCCCAUGAGCAGCGUGACGAUUCAGGAGAACCGCCCACUUAGUGACAAGGCAUCAGGGGCCGACCAGGAUGUCACUCAGAUUCAGCCCCAGAAACUUCAUCUCACUCUGCGACCCGAUGAUCCCAGAACAUUCACCGUUUCAGUCAGACAGGUAGCUGACUACCCAGUAGACCUCUACUACCUGAUGGAUCUCUCAUACUCGAUGAGGGAUGAUCUGAUUCGACUCCGAACCCUUGGCAAUGUGCUGGCAGCGGCCAUGGCCAAAACCACCAGUAACCUGCACAUGGGCUUUGGAGCUUUCGUAGAUAAGCCCCUCUCCCCUUACAUGUACAUCUAUCCAGACGAGGCCAUCGAGAACCCCUGCUAUGGGAUUGGGACGACGUGUUUGCGCCAGUUCGGCUACAAGCAUGUGUUGUCUCUGACAGAGGAGGUGGGGCGCUUCACGGAGGAGGUGGGCAAACAGGAGGUGUCUCGGAACAGAGACUCACCCGAGGGAGGCUUCGACGCCAUCAUGCAGGCUGCGGUCUGCAAGGACAAGGUAGGCUGGAGACCCGAUGCAUCUCAUCUGCUGGUGUUCACCACAGACGCUAAGACACACAUCGCUCUGGACGGCCGCAUCGCCGGGGUCAUCCAGCCCCAUGAUGGGUACUGUCACCUGGACGAUUUGAACAACUACUCCAAGUCCACUACUCUGGAUUAUCCUUCCCUGGCUCUUAUCAGCGAGAAGCUAUCUGAGAACAACAUCAACCUCAUCUUUGCAGUGACCAACUAUGUGGCACCUCUAUACAGAAACUACAGUGAACUCAUUCCUGGGACUACAGUGGGGACGCUGUCAAGUGACUCUGCAAACGUCAUUGAACUAAUCCUGGAUGCUUAUGCGAAAAUCCGCUCCAGAGUAGAGCUUGAGCUGUCUGGGUUUCCAGAUGAUCUGUUGUCGCUCUCCUACAACGCCACCUGUCUGAACGGACAGAACUUCCCCGGAGUCAAAUCCUGCUCUGGACUUAAGAUCGGAGAUACGGUAUCUUUCACUUUUGAGACUCGGCUGCGUGUCUGCCCCAAAGAAAAGAGCCGCACGUUCACCGUCAAACCGGUGGGCUUCAAGGACGCGCUGGAGAUAACCGUGGACUUCGCCUGUGACUGCGCCUGCGAGGGGGAUGCCAAGCCCUCCAGCCCGGCCUGUCACCAUGGCAACGGCACCUUUGAGUGCGGCGUGUGCCUGUGCAACGCAGGGCGCCUGGGCCCGCGCUGUGAGUGUUCGGAGGACGAGUACCAGCUCACGCAGAAGGACAGCUGCAACCCCGGGUCCGGCGCGCCCAUGUGCAGCGGCAAGGGCGAGUGUGUGUGCGGCCAGUGUAGCUGUAGGCCCAGCGACUUCGGCAAGGUGUGGGGCAAGUACUGCGAGUGCGACGACUACAGCUGCGUGCGCUUCAAAGGGGAGCUCUGCUCAGGUCACGGAGCGUGUUCAUGUGGCGCCUGUAAGUGUAACCCGGACUGGUCGGGGGAGUACUGCAACUGCUCCACGCGCACAGACACCUGCAAGUCCAGCAUGGGCCGGCUGUGCAGUGGCCGCGGCUCCUGUGUCUGCGGCAAAUGCGAGUGCACCCAGCCGGGGGCCUACGGGCCCACCUGUGACAAGUGCCCCACCUGCCCCGACACCUGCACCAUCAAGAAAGAGUGUGUGGAAUGUAAGCAGUACAAGAGAGGACCCAUGUUCGAGGAAAAGACCUGCAGUCAAAUCUGCAGAGAUGAGAUUGAAUUGGUCGACGAGAUUAUCUUCCGUGACACAAAUGCACAGAACUGCUCCUAUAAGGACCAGGAUGAUUGUGUCCAAAGGUUCCAGACCUAUGAAGAUGCUAGUGGCAAAUCCAUUUUGUUCCUCAUUAAAGAUGCAGAAUGUCCUAAAGGUCCUGAUGUCCUUGUGGUCCUGGGAUCGGUUACUGGGGCGAUACUGUUGCUAGGGCUUGCAGCUCUGUUGAUAUGGAAGCUGCUAAUCACCAUUCAUGAUCGGCGAGAAUUCUUAAAGUUUGAGGAAGAGAGAGCCAAAGCAAAAUGGGACACGGGUAAUAACCCCUUAUACAAAGGAGCAACCAGCACAUUCACUAAUAUUACUUACAGGGGUAAUUCCUAAUAAAAAAUGUCAGCUUUGACAGGACUACCAGAGGUAUCAUCAGUAACAAUAGUCAACCCCAACGUUCCCCUUGGGUUCAUGGUGGUAUAGUAAACAGCUGGUGAAAUGGCGGAUUUAAAAGAAUGGAGGUUUGAGGACCACUGCGAGGAUAUUUAAGUUUUAUUUUUAUGAUCAGGAACAAAGGCAAAAAUGCUCAAAACUUUUUCUCAAAAGCUGCCAUUGCACUGUAGGUGUUGGUAUCCUGAUGAAGACAUUGCAAGGUCCAAAGUGAACAGAACCACCAGUCCUGUUUACCAUUUCAAAACAUGCAUCUCAUCUUAACUCAGAUGCCCCCUGCUCAACACCUCAACCUGAUGAAUGAGAUGUUCAUCAUGGAAGUAACUUAUAUGAGGAUAGGAUCUUCUUUAUGUUGAUUAGUUAGGAAGAUGAGAAUUUUUGCUGCCAUUCUUUUUUUACUUUGAAUAAAACUUGACAUUGUAAUUACUGAUUACAAUCUUGGCUCAUAUGUACAGUAUAUAGAACCAUGCUCCACUUUUGAAUGGUUAAUGGAACUCUUAUUGCCAUGGAUACAGGGGAUCAUCUUGAUUCUAGUUUUAUCUUUCAUACUGUCCUGUUUCCAUGGAUACUGGAGCUGUAUUUAUAGUGCCUUUUCGGAAUCCGCUGCUCUAUUGGACUCAAGAACCAGCCUGUCCAUCUACAUUUUUUGUUGGUUUCUUCUUUUUAUAUCUCUGUUUUCCAACUUGAAACUAUUGUUGAUGUCAACAAAGAGUUUGUGUUGACUUAUUGUCUUUUCAUUUUCAAUUUUCACCAUUCACCUAUUACUACCAGAAUUUGGGCAUUUUUGGGCGUUUCUUUUCAGAUUUUUCCCCAUCCUGAGAUGUUUAUUUCAUAAUGGUUCUAUUUUUGACACGAGAAGCUUCUGAAUAAAAUAGUUUGAAAGGUA
Molecule: messenger RNA, 3711 nt
Organism: Clupea harengus (Atlantic herring)
Lineage: Eukaryota; Metazoa; Chordata; Actinopteri; Clupeiformes; Clupeidae
Gene: itgb3a
Product: integrin subunit beta 3a
Biological process (GO): cell adhesion mediated by integrin; cell-matrix adhesion; integrin-mediated signaling pathway
Cellular component (GO): synapse; integrin complex; cell surface
Molecular function (GO): fibrinogen binding; fibronectin binding; integrin binding
Source: RefSeq, a predicted model, not a curated record